UGAUGAUAGUACACUGUCCCCAGUCUCCUUCUCUCCUGUGCCUGCCACUGUUUCCUCAUCCAUCUCUGAUGGUAUUAUACCAAUCGGAAAAUGGGGCUAAUCUGGCCACACAUAGUUCACAUGUGGAAACCUUGGCACUCCAAGCUGCAAGAAAAGAUGUUUCUUGAGGUGUCGUUUGUGUGCAGGAAGCAGUAGCUAAGGGACUUGCAGUGGGGGGAGAGAGAGAGAGAGAGAGAGAGAGAGAGAGGCAGCAAGGAAACAGUGGCAUCUUUAGCACAAAGCUUUGGGCAUGAACACUAGCUGCUGCUGCUGGUUUGUCUCUUUAUCAAACACUCUAUCCUCCCACCCCUCUUUUCCAUCCUCUUCCUCUCCAUUGACCAGCUAGAGUAGCUCUGCUUCUCUGUCUUCUUAUUCAGCUCAACACAUGGUGGUUUCAUGUGCUCCUUUCUGCCUUCCACUUCUUUUCUCAUCUUCAUCAUCACAGUCCUUUCUUGUCAUACUUUUCCUUUAAUCAGACUUUCUUGUCAUGCUGGUUUGCUCACAAGCAUCCCAAACCCUUCUUCUUGAAGCCUGUUGGUGAUCCCGCUGUAAGCAGUGCCAAUGACUUGUGAUCUCGAAGUGGACGUCAAUGGAGAAGAGAUCUUCCUGGUUGACAAGGGAGUGCUUUCAUCCUUCUCCGGCAAACUAAGGGAGUUGACCAGCAAAACGUUGGCCACUUCAGCUACAAGAAACCUCAGAGUGACCCUCCAUGGCUUGCCCGGCGGGGCAGAGGCAUUUGAGUUGAUGACAAGGUUUUGCUACAACAAUGGCAGAACUCAGAUGAGUCCCAGCAACAUCUGUCUUCUGCACUGCAUCGCCCACUUCAUGGAGAUGACCGGCGACCUGCUAAGUCUGACUAAGAAAUCUCUCCAGGGAAUCCCUUACUGGUCAUGGCCUGAGAUCAUGAGCUGCCUGAAACGGUGCCAAGAUCUCAUUCCGGUCGCGUCUUCCUCAGGGAUGUUGGAUAAAGUGAUCUGCUCUCUGGUUGGGAGAAUCACGGCGGUGAGUGACGCCAGUCCCUCAGGCUCCUCCCCUGAAACCUCAGCCUUCCGGUUCUCCUGCGACACCGGAAGCACUACAAGCGCAAAGAACAGCAGCAACCACCGAGGAACUUGGUGGUUCGAUGAACUCGUAGUACUGAAUCUUGACAUGAUCGAGGAGAUCAUAAGGAAGAUGGCUGUUGAGAAGGCGAAUCAUGUUGCCAUCGGUAGGUUCCUCAUGCAUUACCUCAAGAAUGUUGGCGUGCGCAGCGCCGCAGCUGACAAGAAGAAGGCUGCUGAAGUCAUCAUCGACCUGCUCUACUCCCUCGACGGCAGCUCUGUGUCCUCCAAGAGCUUGUUUGGUCUUCUCCGAGUCUCAUAUCCACUGAAGCUUAGCAAAUGCUGCCAAACCAAGUUGGAGAGCAUGAUAGGAAACCAGUUCGAUCAAGCAACACUGGACAAUCUGCUAAUUCCAGCCCCGGCAGGGAUGAACAGCCUCUACGAUGUGAAUAUAAUCCUAAGGUUCCUGAGAUCUUUCCACAGAAGCGGGGGUAGAGAUUCCGCAAACCGAUCGAAGCAAGCUGGAAGCUUAAUGGAUUCAUACUUGGCUGAAGUAGCACCAGAUUCCUCUUUGAAGCCUCUGAAGUUUUUGGCACUGAUCACAGCUCUGCCAGAUGAAGCAAGAGAUUGCCACGAUGCGAUCUACCGAGCCAUCGACUUGUACCUCGAGGUACAGGUUCAUACUCAGAUAUCAGACGAGGAAAAGAUGAAGAUAUGUAGUGCCAUAAACUACGAGAAGCUGUCAUCAGAGUCCUGCAAACACAUCGCGAGGAACACCAAGUUCCCAUCAAGAACAGCAGUCCGAGCUCUCAUCUCUCAGCAAACCAAGCUCAGGAGUCUGCUCAAAGGGACCGACCAAUUGAGGAAGCCUGGACAUGAUCCAGACCGUGAUGAUGAUGAUGAGCAGAUCAUUCUUUACGCGAAGAAGCUCGAUUUGACCAGAGAGCAUGAGAAGCUGAAAUCCCAGUUGCAAGGAAUGCAAUGGAAGGUGAUGGAGCUGGAAAAGAUGUGCCGGAAGAUGCAAAGGCAGAUGUCAAAGGCCAUGAAGACUAGAAUAGCAGGUUCGAGUGGUUCAAGAUCACUUCCCAGGCUUUGCUCAUGAGUUCACACAGAUUCAUAUCCACCUUACAUUACUUUCUGUACAUGCUGCCGCUGGGAGAGGGUUCCAUUAGGAUCUGCGAUAUCUGCUUUUGUUCUUUCCUGCUGGGAAGAAAAGCUGGUGGAGCAGUGCCUUUUACAGAUGAAAAUGAGAGGAUGGAUCUCCUUUGAGCUUUGAGAUGUCUACUUGUACAUUUCAUCACUAUUGUCCAUAUUACUUGCAGCUUUGAUGGAGUCUCAUUGAAAGAUUUGUCUGA
Musa acuminata AAA Group (dessert banana) is the source of this 2434-nucleotide messenger RNA. Its product is annotated as BTB/POZ domain-containing protein At3g22104-like. Bases 601 to 2181 code for a protein of 526 amino acids. NCBI's taxonomy places the organism in Eukaryota, Viridiplantae, Streptophyta, Magnoliopsida, Zingiberales, Musaceae. Gene Ontology annotation, molecular function: protein binding. The record is from RefSeq and is a predicted model, not a curated record. The transcript has 3 exons.